CUGACCACUGAGCCGAGCGCACCAGUAACCUUGUCCGAUGUGAUCAUUAACCGCGCUGGAGCACGCAGCUGGCAGCCCUCGGAGUUUGUUAUUAGGAUGUGAGGACAGCCAUACGGAUACUGCACAGACUAUUGACAGAUUUGGGGCUUCACUUCGAGAGCUACUGUUCGCCCGAGUGUGGCAGAAAAAUGAGAUUUUGGCAAGUUUUUUGCGUAUUUUUAAUUUUUAUGAUGAGUCUCCUCCUUAUCAAGGGACAGAGACCAGUGAAUCUGGCACUGAGGAGAAAGCUGCAGAGGCACAGCUGCCUUCAGCGGAGAUGCAUGCCGCUCCACUCCCGGGUGCCCUUCCCCUGAGAACCUGCAGCAGCUGGUAGCUCCAAGCCUGCAGGAGUGAAGGAUGGCUCACCUCACCCGUAUGGCCCUCCCUGCAAGGCUGCCCCGACCUCUCCAUCCAAAGAGGACCUGGGUGUGGGUUGCACUCACAGGACUGUCUCCUGCCUGACUUUUUUUUUUUUAAAGAGGAAAAUAACAUAAAUUGAAAAAUGAAGUCUGAAACACUGUUAUUUGCCUAUACACACAAAAAAAUCUCUUUUCCUGCACAUUAAAAAAUAUUUCUAUUCUUCUACAAAUUAAACAAUAUUUUGUAAUGUUUUCAAGCUCUGUAAUGGUAAUAAGUGUAAGAACUUGAAGGUUGGGUUUUUUUUUUUUCUAUUAUUUUCCCAAAAGUAUGUUUUAGUGUUUCCUCUAAAAUCAAAUAUGUGGACUGGAUUUACAGAAUAGGGAGAAAAUAAUCAGUUCAUUAUUUAUAUCAAAAGUCAAAAAAAGUUAUUGCUGCCAUUUUAUAUAUGGAAAGCUGUAGUGUUUAUAAAAGUAUGGUAUUUUGUAUGCUAUUAAGGUGUAAAGGAAAAGUAUGAAAUACAAGUUGUAGCUCAUUUUAUUUUAAAAUCACGAUGUCCCUUUCUGAAUCUGUUUUCAUCGUGGGAUUGCAAGAAGCCUAUAUUUGAUUUCCUUUGAAGUUCUGUUUUAUGCCCUUGAUUAUUUUGCGUAGAGAAUUCCUUUAAAAGACCUGAGUAAUGUCAACAUCUAAGCUUCAGUUCUAACACCAAUUCUAAAAGGGCCACAUGUGUGGCCAGGAUGAGCUCUCAUCACUGCUGUGACUGGAAUCAAUGCUCUUCCACCUUGGAUGGUAAAACACAAAGUAAAUCAGAAAGAAUUUAGGGGUCUCCCUUCGUGGAAAUGAAUCUCUCCUGUCUAGGUCUGAAUGGUAUCAACAACUAACUCAUCCCAAGUGGUUAAAUAUGUUCUUCAAUUAUAUUUAUUGAAAGACUGAACUUAGUGCUAGGAACUUGUAAGUUAAUUUCGGGGAAGACAUUCACAAAUUCGUGUUUUUUAAAAAACAAAUUUCUUGGGGCUGGGGAUAUAGCUCAGAGGCAUAAGCACCUGCCUUGCAAGCAGGCAGUCAUGAGUUCGAUCCCUGGUACUGAUAAAAAAGAAAAAGACAAAAAAAAAAUUAUUAAAAAAAAAUUUCUUUUGAUGAUCAUUAUAGAGGAGAAAAGUCAUUAAACCAAUAGCCCUUAUUUUGCUAAAACAUAAGUUUGGGGGAUUAAUAAAGAAUUUUAAGUAGGAAAUCUGAUAAUGUCAUGGAAUUUGUCCCCCUAUCAAAAUGCAUUAACAGUGUCUCCAGAGUGGGCCAGGUGUGGUAGUGCACACCUGUAAUCCCAGCACUCAGGAGGCUGAAGCAGGAGGAUCACUGUGGUUAUGAGGCCAGCCUGGGCUACAUAGUAAGAUCCUGGCUCCAAAAAAAAAGUGUCCUCAGGGAUGGAAAGUACUCAUAUAGGGUUACUGUGAUUACACUGACACACAAACAAAAUGUCUUACCUCGUUAUUUAUAGCUUCCUGGGAAAAACCUAAAUAAUUUUUUUACAGUACUAAGGACUGAACGUAGGGCCUCCACACUGAGCUACAUCCUCACUCUUUUUUAAUUGUUUAAUUUUGAGACAAGAUCUUGCUAAAGUUGCUAAAUUGUCUAGGCUGGGCUCAAAUUUGUUAUCCUCUUGCCUCAACCAACCUCUUUGGCAUGCUGGGAUUAUAGGCACAUCCCACCAUGCCUGGCCCUAAAUAAUUUCCUGUAUAGAUUCUAAUUUCACAUGUGCAUCUGAAUAAAAACACAAGCUAUUGCUAACUGUGUUUAAAACAUGUACUGGCUUGUAAAUUUUAUAUUAAAAAAUGCUUUAGAUAGCUCACAUAAUACAGUACAAGCCUACAGUUUUUAAAGUGGGAUCUCACCAAUUUUUAGUUUUUGAGAUACAACUCAGGGCCUAUGCCUAUGUUUGGCAAAUGCUCCACAAAAUGGAGUUAAAUUCCCAGCCAGAUUCUCAAAUUUACAGAGAAAGUUAAACAGCAGCCUUACUAUUGUGUAAUUAAAUGAUUACAGAUUUCUGCUUCUACAACUUCAAUAAUUGUUCAAUAAAUCACUGGGUGAUUUGA
Messenger RNA from Cavia porcellus (domestic guinea pig), 2486 nucleotides. It is a transcript of the gene Apela, whose product is annotated as apelin receptor early endogenous ligand. Gene Ontology annotation, biological process: apelin receptor signaling pathway; heart development. Bases 189 to 353 code for a protein of 54 amino acids. Gene Ontology annotation, molecular function: apelin receptor binding. The transcript has 3 exons. The record is from RefSeq and is a predicted model, not a curated record. NCBI's taxonomy places the organism in Eukaryota, Metazoa, Chordata, Mammalia, Rodentia, Caviidae.